Molecule: messenger RNA, 1866 nt
Organism: Pestalotiopsis fici W106-1
Lineage: Eukaryota; Fungi; Ascomycota; Sordariomycetes; Amphisphaeriales; Sporocadaceae
Product: Deoxyribodipyrimidine photo-lyase
Exons: 2
Coding region: 1-1866 (621 amino acids)
Biological process (GO): entrainment of circadian clock by photoperiod; circadian regulation of gene expression
Cellular component (GO): cytoplasm; nucleus
Molecular function (GO): FAD binding; DNA binding
Source: RefSeq, a predicted model, not a curated record
AUGGCCACCAUGCCACUCAAGCGAGGUCGUCCUCCCAAGGGCACGUUUGAUGACCCAAAGGACGUUGCCGCGGGCACCACACCACUCAAGCGAGGCCGUCCGCCAAAGCGCCAGGUGCCCGACGUUGAGCCAGAGGAUCUAGAUGCUUCAAACAAGAAAUUCAAGCUCGCAAACGGCUCCUCAAACUUGCGCGAUCCUCACCCCUUCUCCGCCGAAGCAGAAGAGCAUGGAAUUGUGCUCCGUAAAUACUACCCACACGAGAUGAGCAAUGCUCGCGCGCUCGCCUACAAUAACAACGAGAUACCGCGUCCCAUUGAGACAUUGCUUGGCGCACUGGAAGGCACAGGGCAGACGCGCAAGGGCAUCAAGGCUAAAGACGCUGUCGUGCACUGGUUCAAGAUGGACCUUCGAACCUCGGACAAUCGUGCCCUGUGGCUUGCAAGUCAAAAGGCGAAAGAAGCUGGAGUACCAUUGAUUGGCCUAUACGUUAUUAGUCCCGAGGACUUUAAGGCGCAUCUGACUGCGCCUGUUCGCAUCGACUUUAUGAUUCGCACAUUGCACGUUCUGAAACAAGACCUGGCCGCACUGGAUAUUCCACUCUAUGUUGAAACCGUAGAAACCCGAAAAGAUGUGCCUGAGCGCAUCAUUGAAUUCUUGGAGGAAUGGGGCGUAAGCCAUUUGUUUGCCAAUAUGGAAUACGAGGUGGAUGAGCUACGCCGGGAUGCGAAUUUGAUAAAAACCUGUGCUGAGAAGGGCAUUGAUAUGCAGGUUGUCCAUGAUACCUGUGUUGUUCCGCCCGGGCUGCUCACGAGCGGCAGUGGAAAACAAUACUCCGUGUACAGCCCGUGGAGACGGGCAUGGGUCGCCAAGAUUCACGCUGACCCAGAGCUGCUCAACUUGUUUGACGCUCCCGAGAAGAACCCAGCCAAUGCGCGAGACAAGGUUGCUGCCCUCUUUGAUUGCGAGAUUCCCGACGUGCCAGAGGGGCACCAGCUGUCUGAAAAAGACGCGCAACGUCUACACGCCAUAUGGCCGGCAGGCGAGCAUGAAGCCAGAGCCAGACUCGAGAAAUUUUGCGAUGAAAAGAUCGGGCAAUAUCAUAACGCAAGAAAUUUUCCAGCUGGUGUCAGUACCUCGAACAUUUCUGUGCAUCUUGCAGCCGGCACUCUCAGUGCGAGAACUGCGGUCCGAUAUGCGCGUGAUCGAAACAAGACAAAGAAAUUGGAUGCUGGCAUGGAGGGAAUCCAGACUUGGAUCAGCGAGUUGGCCUGGCGUGAUUUCUACAAGCACGUCAUGGUCAACUGGCCAUAUAUCUGCAUGAACAAGCCUUUCAAGCCUGAAUAUUCGAAUAUUACCUGGUCCUACAACAUGGCACACUUUGAUGCUUGGAAGACGGGGCACACGGGAUUUCCGAUAGUCGACGCCGCCAUGCGCCAGGUCCAGUCCAUGUCGUGGAUGCAUAAUCGCUGCCGCAUGAUCGUGGCUUCGUUUCUCGCCAAGGACCUGCUGCUUGAUUGGCGGAUGGGAGAGCGCUACUUUAUGGAGAAUCUGAUUGAUGGGGAUUUUGCGUCCAACAAUGGUGGCUGGGGCUUCAGCGCCAGCGUCGGAGUCGAUCCGCAACCAUAUUUUAGAAUCUUCAACCCGGUGCUUCAGAGCGAAAAGUUCGAUCCCAAGGGCGAAUACAUUAAGAAGUGGGUGCCAGAGCUGAGGGAAUGCAAUGAGAAGGAGGUGCACGACCCGUAUGGCAGAGGCGCUGCAAAGAAGGUUGAGAAGAUGGGCUAUCCGAAGCCCAUUGUUGUGCACAAGGACUCGAGGGAUCGGGCCUUGGCUGUGUACAAGGAAGGGCUGGGGCGGGAUAAGCCUUGA